This is a messenger RNA of Hevea brasiliensis (rubber tree), 2060 nucleotides long. RefSeq names its product glucose-6-phosphate/phosphate translocator 1, chloroplastic. Gene Ontology annotation, cellular component: Golgi apparatus; membrane. The transcript has 5 exons. Gene Ontology annotation, molecular function: triose-phosphate transmembrane transporter activity; phosphoglycerate transmembrane transporter activity; antiporter activity. The record is from RefSeq and is a predicted model, not a curated record. The coding region runs from base 531 to 1709 and encodes 392 amino acids. Gene Ontology annotation, biological process: transmembrane transport. NCBI's taxonomy places the organism in Eukaryota, Viridiplantae, Streptophyta, Magnoliopsida, Malpighiales, Euphorbiaceae.
GAGUUCAUAUUCUAGCAGGGAAAGUAAGAGUGAAAUUCUGUUAUUGCACAAAGAUUCAUUCAUUCACAUGAUCGUGUAGUGUUUGGACUGAGAUUUCAGAGCAGAAUAAAUUUAAGCUCUCUUUACCUUUUCGCAGAUUUCAAAGCCACCUCUCUCUCUCUCUCUCUCUCUCUCUCUACCCACCAAACCGACUAAAAUAUUAAAAUAUACAGCAAGAAUAUUUGGUAUUUUUAUAUUUUAAUAUUUUACUCCAUAGUUAGCUCCGUAGAAUGCAGUGAUCUUAUUGUUUUUGGCUCUGUGAUUGUGAUUUGCUUUAUUUGUUUAAAUCCUACGAGAUCUUGGUUUUUUCACCUUUUGACAUAGAGAAAGAGUCGUAAAAAGACAACCUUUUUUAUAUUUCUUGUGAAACUCUCUUCCUUUUUGAUCUUCAUCUUCACGGAUUGGUUGUAUUCAGAUAGUUUUGUGUGAUUUUGACAUACCCUUUAGACCCUUUAGGAUCUUAAGUUUGAAAAAUAUUUGUUUUAGGCAUCAUGAUUUGUACCGUGAAGCAAUCUGCUAUAGCUCCCAUGAUCAAUGGAUCUGACACGAUUUUUCGUAGAAAAAGUCCAUUAACGGUGCAGAGAUCUUUGUGUCUUCCAUCAAUAACAGUCCAGAAGAACUCAAAACCCAUUCUCUGUGUGUCAAAACCUCUACAUGUCUCCUCGAUUGAGUCAUUUUCAGUAUCAAAACCCCAAAAGGAAUCCUUGAUCACAUGCAAGGCCUAUGAGGCAGACCGUUCGCAGCCAAUACAGGCUGAAGGGACAAAAUCAGAGGUAGCGAGGAAGGUCAAGAUUGGGAUUUACUUUGCAACAUGGUGGGCUUUGAAUGUGGUGUUCAAUAUAUACAACAAGAAGGUGUUGAAUGCGUUUCCAUAUCCGUGGCUGACCUCUACACUUUCUCUAGCUUGUGGGUCUCUCAUCAUGCUAGUUUCCUGGGCUACAAGGAUCGCCGAGGCACCUAAAACUGAUUAUGAGUUUUGGAAGACUCUGUUCCCUGUUGCUCUGGCACAUACAAUUGGGCAUGUAGCUGCAACAGUGAGCAUGUCCAAGGUUGCCGUUUCAUUUACCCAUAUCAUUAAGAGUGGCGAGCCUGCUUUCAGUGUCUUGGUUUCAAGGUUCCUCUUGGGUGAGGCGUUCCCUGCAGGGGUUUACAUGUCCCUUAUUCCAAUUAUUGGUGGUUGUGCACUUGCUGCUGUUACUGAGCUCAACUUCAACAUGACUGGUUUUAUGGGAGCCAUGAUCUCCAACUUGGCAUUUGUUUUCCGGAACAUAUUUUCAAAGAAGGGCAUGAAAGGGAAAUCUGUUAGCGGAAUGAACUACUACGCAUGUCUCUCUUUGUUGUCUCUGUUGAUUCUUACACCUUUUGCUAUUGCUGUGGAGGGACCGCAGAUGUGGGCAGCAGGAUGGCAAACAGCUGUCUCUCAGAUUGGACCACAUUUUGUUUGGUGGGUGGUGGCCCAAAGCGUGUUCUAUCAUCUGUACAACCAGGUGUCAUACAUGUCCUUGGAUGAGAUCUCUCCCUUGACCUUUAGCAUUGGUAAUACCAUGAAACGUAUCUCUGUCAUAGUCUCUUCCAUUAUCAUUUUCCACACGCCUGUCCAGCCAGUGAAUGCUCUUGGAGCUGCCAUCGCAAUCCUUGGAACCUUCUUGUAUUCCCAGGCAAAGCAGUGAUGAUGCUUGGGGCGGGGAAUUAAGAUUCAUCAUGUAACAUAAAUGAUGAGAGACAUGAAGAAGGUUCAGCUUAGGGUUCAUAGUUGCUCUGUUUUGAAGAUGAAGGAUGGCUGGUUUUUGCUUGGAUGACCCAGCAGGCAUCUUACUGUAGAUAAUAAUAAUAAAAAAUUAAUAAUUGUGAUUAUGAGCAACAUUUGCUCUUAUAAAAUGUUUAUUACUGAGGUUUUUCAUACUUUAGUGAGGCUGAGGAGAAAAUGUUACAAUAAAACUUGGAUAAUGUCCAAAUCUUGUCUGUUUCAAAGACAAACAUUAACAACAUUUUGAAUACUAAGAAAUUCAUAUUUCCUUGCA